GUUGGCGGUGUCCUCAUGUCGCCCAAUCGGAAUCUUUUUGUUUCGCCCUCCCGGAAGUAGCUACAUUUCAACCAAAUUGCAACAUGGCGACACCCAUGCACAGAAUUAUUGCCCGUCGGCAAGCGGAGGCAAAUAAACAACAUGUUCGGUGUCAGAAGUGUUUGGAGUUUGGACACUGGACAUAUGAGUGUACUGGCAAACGAAAAUACCUUCACAGGCCAUCAAGGACAACAGAAAUGAAAAAUAAACUGAAAGAAAAUACAAAUAAACAGGUCAAUGCCACAGGACCAGGAAAGGAAAGCUCCAAUGAGAAAAAAACUAAGAAGAAAAGGUCAAAGGAUGCAAGUGGUGGUGGUAGCAGCAGCAGUGACUCUGACAGCUCUUCCAGUGACUCAUCGUCUGACAGUAGUGACUCCUCAAGCUCUUCGUCGGACGACAGUGACAGCAGUAGUGACAGUUCUGACAGCUCUAGCUCCUCUUCCUCUAGCAGUUCAAGCAGCUCGGCCUCUGAUUCUUCAGAAGGAAGUGAUUCAGAUCAAGGUCCUCCCAAGAAGAAAAAGAAGAAAUGAAAAAGAUUUAUAUGUAUUGUGUUCCACCAUGACAUUAACCUGAGCUCCACUCUGACCCUCUAGCUGUUCAGGAGUUGUCUUACGAAGCAUACGGUGUAAAUUGUAAUGAACAAGCAGCAGGUUUGGGUAGGUUAUUUUCUGAAUGUAAUCCGUUAGUUACUAGUUAAUUACCUGUCCAAUUGUAAUCUGUAAUGUGAUCUGAUUAGUUUUGGAUUCAUUUCUUAAGAGGCAUUUAAAAUGGGGAUCCAUCAAAUGCAUUUCGUGUGUCAUGGUAGUGUUCACAAGUCAAGGACCAGACUCGCUCAGGUGGAACAAACUUAAACUUGUGCAUUUUUUUCAAUGCUAAAUUGAAUGUCAUUAGUUAGGUUUCCAUCCAAUUGGCAACAGAUUAAUGCCAAUAUUAAAAAAGCUGCAUAAAUAACAUUUCUGCAUUCUCUCAGCAGAAAUGUUUCCAUCAAAUGGACUUUUUGUGGAUAAAAGCCUGUGUGUGAUGACGUAGUGCACAUAAAUUACUCUUGCAGUUAAAUUCCCAUGUACCGAAUAGAAAAUACAAGUUAAUGUUUUUCCGUUGAAUUUUCAACUCGUCUGAUAGUUUUGUCAGAAACAAUAUUGAGUUCUAUAGCGAAUGUGCGCUCUAGACAAGAGCUUGCAAUAGAGUUCAGGUGUAGCCUAUAUGAUGAGACUAUUAUGGACAAAAGAGCGAGAUUAUUUUAAUUUGUGAAACGGCAAUCAAACAUCGGUCGUCAUGUCACCAGAAUAACACCCUCGAUAUUUAUUGAAAGGAGCAACAGGCUUAUCACCUUGUACUUUCACCACCCUGUGAAGUUCAUCACACAUUUAAAAAAAAGUAAUAAUCUAGUAAACUGCAUGUAACCUAGUAAACUGCAUGUUUUCCUGAGUCGUAAUGGGAGGACCACACACAAUAUCAUUGCGUGACUCCAAGUUUACUUAGAUAUAAUGCUUAAUUAAUCAAUAGUUGCACAUAAAAGCGCCAUUUCUCACACAAUGAAUUUUGCAGACCCAAAAAGACCCCCUCCUUGUCUAGCGUAUUUAGCUUUGUUGACAUUUUGGAAGUUUAUUGACAAAUUUGCUGUUUACAUGAGCCUGUCGUGACUUUUUUUUGGUACUUUACUGGAAACCUGCUUAGUGAGAAUAGAAAGGUGUCAACGUCCUUUCAGAAUUUAGAAGUAAUCCAAGAAGUAAUCUAGUUUUUCAAAAGGAUCUGUAAUCCGGUUACAAUAUGUUUGCUGGUAACGUAACGGAUUGGUUAAAUUGUUUUUAAAUUAAGAUUGCAUUUAACCGACUACAUGUAAUCUGUUACUCCCCAACCCUGACAAACAGUGAAGAAUUUUGUAUUUACCAGAAUGUGUUCUCUCUCCUGCAUUUCUCCUUUGUACAGUCAGUGAAGAAGUGUGGUCAUAUCUCAACUUAGUUUCAAAUCAGUUUGAUAAUUGGUCUAGAUUUAAAAAUGUGCAUUUUACAUAACCUGCUGUACUUCCUUCUAUUGCUUUUGAGUGACACUUCAAAUGUGCAGUUAUGUAGCUACUGAAAGAUAUGUAAUGCAUUAUUUGGAGGGCCUGCAGCAUUAGAUGCAUUGACCCUUUUCACACUAUCAUGCUAACCAGAACUGUACUGUACUGGCUCAGACGUUUUCUUUUCAUGUUGUUUUUCUCCCAGUACGAUUCCCGAAACAACCAGCCCAGUACAACUUGGAUCUGGUUAUUGAUUAGUUUUAUUAUUAAAACAUGUUUUACCCCCAGAUGAUUAUAAACAGAAAAAUGUUAUUGACUGUUGAUAAACUGCCAUUUUAGGAAUUUAGCAUGGACACUGUUUGGCACAGCCAAACGGUGAUCAUGCCAAUGAAUCCCCCUGCCCCCCUGUUAGUUGUGCUUUUGAUUUGUUUGUUACCUAGUGCCACAUCCUUUAAUCAUUUUUGAAUAAAUUGGCAGUUGCAAGUGUCUUCA
Messenger RNA from Oncorhynchus kisutch (coho salmon), 2533 nucleotides. Its product is annotated as zinc finger CCHC domain-containing protein 10-like. The transcript is spliced from 4 exons. The record is from RefSeq and is a predicted model, not a curated record. Gene Ontology annotation, molecular function: nucleic acid binding; zinc ion binding. NCBI's taxonomy places the organism in Eukaryota, Metazoa, Chordata, Actinopteri, Salmoniformes, Salmonidae. The coding region runs from base 84 to 569 and encodes 161 amino acids.